UUGUGAAAUUUAAAAUUAUUAAAUUUUACAAAAUACUUCUCUACAUAAAUUUCUAAAUCAGUUAGAAUAAAUAAACAAGUAGCAUUUUCGCUGAACAAGAAAACACACAGAUUUUUGAAAAGAACUUGGCAAAGCACAUUUAUGAAAGUUUCAUUACAAUCCACAUUGCAAGUUUUAAUAUUACCGAAAUAGAUUGAAUGGAGAAAGCUAAAAAGAGGAAUAAAAAAAUAUUAUAAGUUGGUAUAUUAAUAGAAACAUCAAAUUAGCCGUAGACUAGUUCCAAUAUCCACAAACCAUUCUCUUCCUAAAACCAAUCUCCCAUUUCAGGAUUCACAUUUUCAGAUAUAUAAAGAACACACAAAAAUAAAACUUAUUUUCCUUUUCAAACUUGUCAUUUGCAAUCUUGGAUGUUGGAUUCUGAUGAUGAAUGCUAUAGCUUUUCUUGGAAACUCAACGAUGAGACCCUCAAAAUGCCUUCUCCGUGCCUUCACAAGACUAUCUCCAUCUAGAGACACCGCGUUUCAAUCACAUCAUUCCCGCUGCAUAAACCAAAACAUCAACAAUCAAGAUCCAUAUAGAAUCACCAAAUUGAGAAAUGUUGUACAGUUUUGUACUAACAGGCCAAGUUCUGUUACAACUCAGGUUGCUUCUGAGGCAAGAAACCUCUCUGCUUCCAGGACAUGCACAAAGGAUCCGACAUUGGAUAAAAUAAUAGCCAAGAACGGCUUAAAUGUGAAGCCAUUAACCGUUGAGAGGCUAGAAGAAGAUGAGAAAGAUGAAGAGGUUGUCAAUGGAGAUGUCAGAAACAUAGAUAAGGACGGUCUGGAGAAUGUCAGAAGAAAAGAAAUCGAGGAGGAAGCUUGGAGGUUGCUGAGACAAUCAGUAGUGACAUACUGUGAUUCUCCUGUAGGAACCAUGGCUGCUAAUGAUCCAACCGAUACAGCACCUUUAAACUAUGAUCAGGUCUUUGUUAGGGACUUUGUACCUUCGGCUCUUGCUUUCUUGAUGAAGGGAGAAGGCGAGAUUGUUCGUAACUUCCUUCUUUACACGUUGCAGCUGCAGAGUUGGGAGAAAACAGUUGAUUGUUAUAGUCCAGGACAAGGAUUAAUGCCUGCGAGUUUCAAAGUCAGAACUUCACCUCUUGAAGAGGACAAGUUUGAAGAGGUUCUUGAUCCAGACUUUGGUGAGUCAGCUAUAGGUCGUGUUGCUCCUGUUGAUUCUGGUUUAUGGUGGAUAAUACUGUUGAGAGCAUAUGGGAAGAUCACAGGGGACUACUCGUUGCAAGAGAGGGUAGAUGUGCAGACAGGGAUAAAGAUGAUUGCAAACUUGUGUUUAGCGGAUGGGUUUGAUAUGUUUCCAACGUUACUAGUCACUGAUGGCUCUUGCAUGAUAGACCGGCGUAUGGGUAUCCAUGGUCAUCCUCUUGAGAUCCAAGCUUUGUUCUAUUCUGCUCUACGGUCUUCCCGUGAGAUGAUAACUAUAAAUGAUAGCUCCAAGAACCUAGUAAGGACCAUUAACAACAGGCUAAGCGCAAUAUCAUUUCACAUUAGAGAAAACUAUUGGGUUGACAAAGGCAAAAUCAAUGAGAUAUACCGUUAUAAAACAGAAGAGUACUCUACUGAUGCAACCAACAAGUUCAACAUCUACCCGGACCAGGUUUCUCCGUGGUUAAUGGACUGGAUUCCUGAAAGCCAUAGGUGUGGUUUUCUUGUAGGAAACCUCCAGCCUGCUCACAUGGACUUUAGGUUCUUCACUUUGGGAAACCUUUGGUCAAUUAUUUCUUCUUUGGGAACACCAAGACAGAACCAAGCUAUACUAAAUUUGAUUGAAGAAAAAUGGGAUGAUCUCAUUGGACAUAUGCCACUAAAGAUAUGCUUCCCUGCUUUGGAGUCUUCAGAGUGGCAUAUAAUCACUGGGAGUGAUCCAAAGAACACGCCUUGGUCUUACCAUAACGGCGGGUCAUGGCCAACACUUCUUUGGCAAUUCACAUUGGCAUGCAUGAAGAUGGGUAGACCAGAACUAGCAGAGAAAGCAGUUACAUUGGCUGAGAAGAGGCUCCAAGCUGACCGGUGGCCUGAGUACUACGAUACAAGAUAUGGGAAGUUCAUCGGAAAAAAGUCCAGGCUUUACCAGACCUGGACAAUUGCUGGUUUCUUGACUGCCAAGCAACUAUUGCAGAAUCCUGAAAUGGCAUCUUCCUUGUUCUGGGAAGAAGAUCUUGAGCUUCUAGAGACUUGCGUUUGCGUUCUAACCAAAUCAGGCCGGAAGAGUUGCUCUAGGGCUGCAGCAAAAUCUCAGAUUCUUAUCUAAAUUGGUUUUGUUGACGAACUGGAUUAAGAUGUAAAGUUCAUGUUGCAACAAAUAUCAUGUGAGUUUUGUAUAUAAAAAAAUAGUGGUUGACACUUGACACUAGUAGUACUUUUCAACAAUUACUAAAAGAAAAGUACUAUAUUGUCUGGUAAUGUUAUACAUGUUAACCAAAGUAAUAGUAAAUAACAAUUUUGACUGUAUAGAAGCUGGUAUAUUGUAUUAGUUAAAAAAAUAUUUUGCUCUUAAACCCUAAUUGGUUUGGCCGGCUGCGUCUGGGGUCCAAUGUUAAGUGUUAAGCAAAGAGACAAAUAUAAGAUCAUGCCCACAAGUUCUGAUGGGUCGAUUUUUAAGGGUCAACGUGUAUGUAUACAUUGAGAAUGACACUUUAUAUGCCGAUGCUAUAAGAAAAUGACCACUCCUUCAUAACCUAGGGGACAUUUUUUGUAGAUUGUGGGAUCCCAAAUAUGGCAAAAUUUUCAAGGAUAUACUGAGUUUUGUGGUUACAAGAUUAGCCACCGUAAAAAAGGUUAAUUAAUGGUAAAGUCCCAUGUUAAUAAAACAUUCUAAAUAAGGAUUAGCCAGGUUCUAAUCCAAGAUGCUACGAGGAUAUAGUUAUACAAAUAAAUAAAUAAAUAAAGGGUAAAUAAAUCAAGGGACUAGGAGGUGAGAAAGUGGUGGGUGGUCCUUGAGCCUUAAAGGAAACAAAGAAGACAUCUCAUACUUGACCCCAAUUAUUAUGCCACCUUCUCUCUCACGUCUCCAUCCGUUUUCGUUGUCAUCUCUUUGUUUUCUUGAGGCUUUACUCUUCAGACGUGUCACCUUUUCAAUGGCCAAAAAAUAUCUCAUCUUUCAAUUGUUUUUUGUAAUCCGUGAUCUAUAUUCUUGGUUUUUACCUAUUAGACUUUUUUUUUAAAUCGUGGAUCGAUCAACAUAACCAUGUUGAUCUAGGACAACUUACAAGUAAUAUCGUUAUUAUGGUCCUAAUUAAUAGGCUAGUAAACUGGAUCCUCAUUGCAUAUCAUAUAGUAUUAUAGGUAUUUUACAUAACACCAUAACUCAAGGUUAAUGGUUGACAACUUGACAUGCAAACAACUGGACAGGUUUGUGAUUCAAUCUUGAUUGGAUGUACUUUUAGCAAGUUUAGUUAUUGUCCUUUUUUUUGGGCAACUGAUUUAGUUAUUAUCUUAUAGAUCGUAUUUUACAAAAUGCUUCUGAAAUUUAGUUGUUGUAACCGAUUAUACACGUUGCCUACACACAAAAAAAGUCAUAGUCCUGCAUAGCUAACGUAAACGUAAUCAUGUUCUUUAAUUUUUCAAACAUUUGUACUUAAGUUCAUAUCAUCAAGACUGAAGUAAUCUCUCCAAUCAGCUGAAAUAACCACGUUCAGACAAUAAACCGAUUGGCUUUGGUCUCUACUUAUUGUAUAAUUCAAAUCUACUUAUAACAAAAUAUACAUAUAUGUAAGGACAAAGUAUGAUAUAUGCACUCAUUUUGUUUCACAAAGUUGUUUAGAUGUAGGGCACACGAAAGUCUAUUUUAACUUAUUAUCAUUUUAUUAUAUGAAUUUUUUAAAAGCUAUAAAGAGAAAACAAAAAACUGUUCGAGAAGAAACCAAUUUCAGAUAAAGAGGUCUCUCACAUGCGACCCACUUUGAACAAAAGAGUCGGACCGUAGGGUCUGCAUGCACAUGCCUUCUCGUAUAUAUUUAUACUUCAUUUUAAUUUCAUUUUUGGCAUAUAGCUUAUAAAUAUUGAAUUUAGUUUUCUUAAAAUAUAAAUUCAAAUCUGUGCUGGAUGAAUGGGCCCGAAAUUAGAUACAUACUUUGUCCUUUACGUAUAUAAAAUAUUUAUAUCGCUUUUUUUCAAGAAAAAAUAUUUAUAUCCUGAUCUAAUGUGGAUUAGUUAACUGGUCGAACCUAGAACUUGAAGAGUACUGAAUUCUCAUCCUCGAAUUCAAAUAUUCGAUGGAAAGCGUUUAAACACUAAAUAUUAACUAGAUUUUUUUUUUGCUAAAUAUUAAUUAUAAAGUUGCCAUGAAGAUUAGCAUUGAGCCAUUUAUGGUGUCCAAAUUUCAUUUUUAAGCAAAUACUUACAACUCACAAAAGUAUGAAAUGACAUCGAAACAGUUUGAACAACAACAAAAAUACGCAAUAUUUUCGUCCAAUUCGUGAUGAUUUUUGAAAUUUUUCCCCAUUGCAAACACUUGAUUAAAUACAUUAUCAAACACUCGGAUUAUAAAUGCGUAAAAGAAUAACCAAAACAAAUAAUACACACCAACGGCUCAUGCAAUCGGCUAUAAAGCUGAGCCGAGUUUAACGGACGGCUGAAACUCA
This is a messenger RNA of Brassica napus (rape), 4642 nucleotides long. RefSeq names its product probable alkaline/neutral invertase A, chloroplastic. The transcript is spliced from 6 exons. Gene Ontology annotation, molecular function: endo-alpha-N-acetylgalactosaminidase activity; sucrose alpha-glucosidase activity. The record is from RefSeq and is a predicted model, not a curated record. The coding region runs from base 421 to 2310 and encodes 629 amino acids. NCBI's taxonomy places the organism in Eukaryota, Viridiplantae, Streptophyta, Magnoliopsida, Brassicales, Brassicaceae. Gene Ontology annotation, cellular component: mitochondrion. Gene Ontology annotation, biological process: sucrose catabolic process.